AUGUUGCUGUUAUUAUUGAUGCUCCUGCAGUGGGCAGGGUUCCAGGCUCAGAACCACAUAUACUGGCUGGAUAUUCAAAAGUCCGUGACGGUACAGGAGGGUCUGUGUGUCUAUGUGCCCUGCUCAGUCAGUUACCCCCAGGAGAAAUGGUCUACGAGUACUCCAGCUUAUGGCUACUGGAACAGAGAGACAGACCAACCCACAAAAUACCUUGUGGUGGCCACAAACACCAAUAGAAAAGUGCAGGAGGAGACCAAGGGCCGAUUCUACCUUGUGGGAGACCCCAAGAAAUACAACUGCUCCCUGCUCAUCACAGAUGCCAAGAAGACAGACAUGGGAUCAUACUUCUUUAGGGUUGAACGAGGACAAAAAGUGAAAUACAGUUAUGUAUCUUACAAGCUCUCUGUGCAUGUGGCAGCCCUGACGCAGGCACCUGACAUCCACAUCCAAGGGACCCUAGAGUCUGGUCACCCCAACAAUGUAACCUGUAAGAUGCCUUUGGCCUGUAAAAUAAACAGCUCCCUCACCUUCUCAUGGAUUGGAGUAGCAUUCAAUUCCCAGGACCACAAGACUACUUACUCCUCGGUGUUCACCCUCACUCCAGAACCACAUCACCACGGCACUCAUCUAACCUGCCAGGUGGCCUUUCCUAGAGCAGAUGUGACCACAAAGAGGACCAUCCAGCUCAAUGUGUCCUCAUGGAAAUUGUCAAGCAAUGGCUCAUCUCUUCCAAUCCUGGAGGGUGAGUCCCUGUAUCUGGUCUGUGUAGCCAGCAGCAAUCCUCCUGCCAAGCUGAGCUGGACACGGGGGAACCUUGAUUUUCAACCCUCCCAACCCUUGAACCCAGGAGUCCUGGAGCUGCCACGGGUGGCGUUAGGGGACCAUGGGCAAUACAUCUGUCAAGCUCAGAACUCACUGGGCUUCCAGAAAGGCACUCUGAUCCUCUCUGUGACGAGUAAAUCUAGGAUCUGGUCAACAGUUGCCUGGGGAGCCGGCAUCAUGGUCCUACUUGCUCUCUGCCUCGGUCUCAUCUUCUUCAUAGUGAAGCGCUACAAGAAGAAAUCUUCUGAGACAGCAGCAAGCAUGGAUGACAUCCAUCCUGUGUUGAAUACCUCUUCCCAGGCCAUAUAUGUCAACUCUUACCCCCUCUGCCAUUCCACUCUGGGUCACCUGAGUGAAUCCAGUUCAGGAAGCCCCUCGAAUUACUCAAGCUCACCCACCGCUUUCCCCAUCUCGAGAGAGGAGCCAGAGCUUCAUUACACCUCUAUCAGUUUCCAGAGGAUGAGGUCCUGGGAUGCUCCUGAACAGGAGGACGCUGACACCACUGAAUACUCCGAGAUCAAGAUCCAAAAGUGA
Messenger RNA from Chrysochloris asiatica (Cape golden mole), 1356 nucleotides. Its product is annotated as sialic acid-binding Ig-like lectin 8-like. Gene Ontology annotation, cellular component: plasma membrane. The record is from RefSeq and is a predicted model, not a curated record. The transcript is spliced from 8 exons. Lineage: Eukaryota; Metazoa; Chordata; Mammalia; Afrosoricida; Chrysochloridae. Bases 1 to 1356 code for a protein of 451 amino acids. Gene Ontology annotation, biological process: cell adhesion. Gene Ontology annotation, molecular function: sialic acid binding.